GCAAAUCGAAAAGCAGUUCUACGUAACAAACUAAACGCGCUCCUAACAAGCCCCCUGCCUGCCUACCUGCCAACAUCUAAGCGCCUGGUCUUAGGACUCUACCACUCACACAUAGUUCCUCAUUUAUGCGUAAUAUGCUUAUGGACACUAUGUUUAAGCAGGACGCUAUGAAUUUUACCAAGCUAGAUUCCCUUGCUUCGUCUUGCGCUAGCUCCAUGGCGGCCGUUAGCUGCUCUUCACAACCACCGUGCUUCUCAGCAUUAAUAGGGACACGACGGCGACCAGGACCGCAUUGCUGAGUUUCAGGCUCACAAUAAUCUAUUUAGGGUUCACAUUGUGGCGGCUGCCACUCAUUGACAAGCAUUUACAAUGUUUUCCGACGGUUCUGCCGAAGCGUGGGACCUCAUCUGGGCCAUUCCCGCUGAUGGCGUAGUAGAACACGCAAAUCCUAUUGUUUUCGAUGCCGGGGUCGCUUGGCAGACGGCCGAAGCUUCUACCUUGGACGCCCAUCGCCAAGGGCACGGCCGCGAAUCCACGGACAAAGCGCUGCCCGCGCUCUCAGCUAAAGCUGGUGCUGCAGCUUUCGACCUGCAGCUGGGAAGUCUCGGCGCAGAAUAUAAGGCCGCAGUCUCCGGCGCUAUUUCCACCGGGGGCUGUCCUUUCGCACGGCCCUGCGCUCAUGACUCUGCCAAGGCUAGUUCUGCAGUUGCUUCUGAUGAAGAGCCUACUUGCAGCAAUUCGCAGCCUUGCGCGCCGGCCAUUGCGGGUAUGCUUGCAUCAUCUGCCUCGCUAACCGAACGGCUUCAGGCAGCAACUAUGGGAGCUGCUUCACACCAUGCGCCAAUUUACGAAGGUGUCCGUGAUGCAGCAGCGCCUUUCAUUUCCGCGGUUAGCUCAUGCUGCCGGGAUGCCGCUCUGCUUCCGGCUUCACAUACCGACACCUGCCAGGAACACAUCAGUGUUAACAAUGACGGUAACAGCGCCGACAACGGCUGCAAUAACAGCGACGGCGGCAACUUUGCUAGCGGUAGCAAGUCGGCAUUAGUGCCCUCUGGAGCUGUUGAUUCUGCCGCACACCUUCCAACGGCAGCAGAACCAGCGCCUGCUAGUCGCGACCAUGCCGUUGCCCCCGCUGCAGCGGAAACCCGCUGGAAUGCUGAGGCUUUACGCCGCAUGUGCCGAAGCCGCGAUCCCAGGGUGGUCCGGCCGCCUCAGCCUCAGCUGCAACCGCCUCAGCUGCAACCGCAGCUGCAAGCACCAGGGCACCAGGGCCAUGCCGCUGGUGACGCCAUGCAAACGCAACCGCCACUACCGCUUGAGCAGCAGCAGCUGCCAGCAUCUGACAAGACGGAUGUUGGGUCGCUUGCAGCGGCAGCAGCAACAGCAGCGGAACAGCCACCGCCACCACCGCCAGCAGCAGCGGUGGCGGCGGCAGCGGUCCGCCGACUGGGAAGCACAACGGCUACUCGGCUUCUGGCGCGGCUGCGACAGCCGUCCUCGACGGCCCGACCCACAUCGAUUGCAGCGACCAACGCUAACGACGGCAUGGGAACAGCUGCAGCUGCUAAUGGUGCUCGUGGCAAAGGCUUGGGCGUGCGCGCUCGGCGGUCGAAACGCUCCGGACGCUCAACAAAAACUACGGUGAAAGCCAGGGGUGCCGACGGCGGCGGCGGUGCUCACAUGACGAUGACUGACGACGUGGCAGCCGCCGACGGCGGCGAAGGACAGGAGGUGCCGCCGCCGCCGCAGCGGAGACGGCGGCGGCAGCAGCGCCAGACGACGCGCAAGAAGAAGGGAGGGGCUGAUUCGGCGGAUGCCCCCCCGGCCGUGCCGCCGUUGCAACGGGGCCGCUUUGACUUCCGCUCCUCCCGACGGCGACAGCGGCAGGGCGCAGGGCAGGACGCAGCGGGUGCAGCAGCGGCUGCGGCGGAGGUGGCGUUACGUCGUAAGAGGCCCGGGACAGGCGGCGGCGCUGCUGGCAGUGCGGGAGGUGGCGACAUGCCCAGUGGUGGGAGCUGCUGCUGCAGCGGAGGCGGUGCCGGUGCCGGGGGCGCGGUGGAUGCGAUGCUGGAUGAUGAGGGGCGUCAGGUUCCUCAUGGCCAAUCCUGCCAUGCGCCCAAGGACCGCCCCAGCCCCAACCACAACGGCCCCAACAUCGCUAGCGGCGUCAGCAGCAGCGACGAAGACGCCGCUACAGCGCCCAUCCGCUCCUCCCCUUCCUCUUCAUCCUCAUCUUCCAUCCCGCAACCCACCAACGAUCCCGCCACCCCCGCCCUGCCGCCCUCCCUAGAACAGCACCUCCACGACUGGCGGGCCGCACGCGCACGCAGCCUGCGGAAGGCCCCCGACGUGUUUCUGCGUCGUGGCUUGCUCAUGGAGCUGGUUGAGGCAUGUCCGACGUCCAUACUGCUGCUGGAGGAGGUACCUGGGUUACAGAGGACCUGGAUCCGGUUGUACGGACAGGAGGUGAUGGAUGUGUGUCGCAACUAUGUGCAUGUGCGCGCGGCGGCAGAGGCAGCGGAGAUGGCAGCGGAAGCGGCGGCGGACGAGGAGGAGGCGCCCGAGGCGGCGGGGCUCGGAGAGGAUGGGAGCGGGGGUGCAGCGGAGGCGGAGGAGGCGGCGGUCGGAGAUUGUGGCAUUGCGAAGGAGGAGGAAGCGAUGGGCGAAGACAGUGUGAGUGCGGAGGAAGAGGGUGAGGAGGAGGAGGAGAGCGGUCCCAAGAGACAGCGGCGGCAGCAUGGGCAGGUCAUGGAGAAGCAGGAGGAGCCGCGCGGAGGCGCAGACGUGCCAGCAUGCAUGCAACCGCCGCCGCCGUCGCACCCGAAGGCCGCCGCCGCCGCCGCUAUUCGGUUGCCGCCGCCGCCGGCGGCGACACGGAUCGCCUCGGAAGCAAAUCCCGCCACCGCCACCGCUGACGUCAGCACCGAGGCGCCGCCGCCAAUGAACCAAGCAGCAACGGCCAAAACUGCCAAGCGAAAGCGCGACGCCGCCGUAGUCGUUGCUGCCGACGGCGGCAGCUCGCUUCCACAGCCGGAUCUGCCUGCUGCCGCCGCUGCCGUUGGCAGCGGCGCCGCCGCCGCCACCGCUGCUAGCGAACCGGUUGCCGUACCCGCAGGCUGGAUCCCGCCGCCGGAAGGCGCGUGCCGUGUACGACGGGGCAGUCAACUGGCGUACGCUCACACCCCUGCCGUACGGCUCUUACGUAUCGGCGGCUUGCUUGGCUUGCUGGCGGAGGCGGGUCGUGCGGCGGAGCCCUUCCUCGCCCACAUGAAUGUCGGCAGCGCCGUUGCCGCCGCCGCCGCCGCUGCUGCUACAGCCGUCACCGGCGGCGGCAACUCGAAGCCUUUGGAGGCGCCUGUAGCGCUGACGGCCGAGGGAGGGGUCAUCGGCCCGGCCGGUAGCGCAAGUGCUUCCGGCGGAUUUGUCCUGAGGGCAGCGACGGCGGCGGAAAGCGACGCUGUAGCUGCGGCAGCGGAAGCGGAGGCAGCGAAGGGCGCCGCUGUACUACCCGUCGCUGCUAUCACGGCAGCGGCUGCCAUACAAAGCCUGGGGCGUUACGGCGGUCGAGAUCACAUGCGGCGGUUACGCACCAUGGUGACCGCUGCGUUGCCCGCAUGGGAGGUGCGCCGUGUGCUGGCGUGUCGGGAGCUGUCGCCGGAGGAGCAGGCGGGGGCCGUGCUGCGUGUUGACCCGCGGGUCGGUCGGGAGGAGAUACGGCUGGCCUUUCGGCGGUUGAGUCUGUUAGUGCACCCGGACAAGAACCGCAGUCGCGACGCGUCGGAGGCGUUUUCCAUGGUUAGCGCGGCGGCUAGGGCGCUGCUAGCGAGCGGGAACUAGAGGAGGGAUUACAGACGUGUGCGUGUAACACAGCUUGACAGGUUGAUGACAGCGCCGGAAUGGCGUUGACAGCGGCGAUAAUGCGAGCAGAAGAUUGAGGAGGUUGCAGGUGGUUACACAGCCAACGCAAAUGGUGGUUGGUUACCGUUACUGGGUCGUUGGGAUCUUGCGCCGUGACGAUUGUGACGCUCGUCAAGGGCAAAUUCCUUGUUGUGCUUGGAGUCUCGGAUUGACCAGACGGCGAGUAAGCGGAGGAAGAGAAGUAAGACGGAGGAGGAAACGAGAUGGAAAUUUUGAGCUUAUUAACAACCUGGGCCACAGCCAUGCCACACAAUUGUAUAUUAUCCUGUCCUGUCCUGUCCCACUGAUGGAACUUGGAGGAUUGCUGAUUACCGUACAGGCUAUGACUGGACGGCUGCUGCCGAAAGGCGCAUGUCACACUCGCGUUAUAGACUUGUAUCCGGUCUUUUUGCGGUGGUCAUCCCCUAGCAUCCGUUAGCGCUAGAGGAGGGGCCCCUAUGACUGGUUUGGACGGUAAUAGGUUGGUAGUCGGGACGUGUUAGGACGCGUGUGUUGGAUUUUGUUUGUCAGCACGCAGGUGCUGCACCCGUGGCGUUUAAAGCUUUCGUAUGUGUGCUAACACCAACUGAGUAAAACGUUAAUAGGAACUUGUCCGUUUGUUUUUGUGUAUCGGUUGUCGAAAUGAUGCUCCCAUCCAACUAAUGGGACUCGUGCACUCGUUUGAUUGGAUGUACGGAAAGCGGUACGGCAGCUUGCUCCAUCAUGGACCGUCUGUAUGGUUAGUUCCGUGCAGCGUCGUUGACCAAGCAGUGCGCGUGUGUUAGUUUUCGUGUGUUAUUUCCUACGUUUAAACAAACCUACCGGUAAUACGACUAUUCGUCGUUGCAGACAGAUUGCAACUCCAGCGUUGCUUGCUCUUACGUGUAUAAUGUACCCUCACAUAAAACCAUGGCGGUGGUUCCCAGCUGCUGUAAGAGAAUUAUAUUAACGCUUACCGCGCC
This is a messenger RNA of Astrephomene gubernaculifera, 4859 nucleotides long. Lineage: Eukaryota; Viridiplantae; Chlorophyta; Chlorophyceae; Chlamydomonadales; Astrephomenaceae. The record is from the annotation of a GenBank genome assembly.